Messenger RNA from Labeo rohita (rohu), 1104 nucleotides. RefSeq names its product microsomal glutathione S-transferase 2 (gene mgst2). Gene Ontology annotation, biological process: leukotriene biosynthetic process. The record is from RefSeq and is a predicted model, not a curated record. The transcript has 5 exons. Lineage: Eukaryota; Metazoa; Chordata; Actinopteri; Cypriniformes; Cyprinidae. Bases 179 to 607 code for a protein of 142 amino acids. Gene Ontology annotation, cellular component: nuclear envelope; membrane; endoplasmic reticulum. Gene Ontology annotation, molecular function: leukotriene-C4 synthase activity; glutathione transferase activity; glutathione peroxidase activity.
UGACUGGAACGGUGGUUGAAUAGUUGUAGAUCCGAUGCGUUGGAUUUGACACACCCUGUGUAAACUUUAGACCGGUAGUUCUUGAUCUGCAAUAUAGGCGGAUAUACUGACCUAAUUGCACAACGUUUUGCGAGACGUUUUCUAGAAAGGAGCUGCAUCGAACUGUAUUAGCACAAGUAUGGCUUCGGAUCUGCCAGUUCUCCUUGCAGCAGUGUCGACACUGUCUGCUGUUCACCUGGUGUUUCAGGCAAGACGUGUGGGGUGGUCAAGGAUGAAACAUAAAAUUCUGCCACCCUCUGUUACGGGACCACCUGAGUUUGAAAGGACAUUUCGUGCACACCAGAAUAGUGUAGAGAUGUAUUCUGUUUUCUUGCUGGUGAUGUGGAUCUCUGGGAUCUUUUUAAAUGAAGUGCUUGCUGCUCUUGGAGGAGUUCUGUAUAUUGUGGGGAGAGAGAUGUACUUUAUUGGCUAUAUCCGUGAAAGCAAGAAAAGGUUGCCAGGGUUUUACUUGGUGUUGUGUGCCCUGUUAUUCCUAACUGUGAUGUCUACCAUUGGAAUUAUUCAUUCAUUUUUGGACAAAUAUCUCAACAUCACACUUCUCUCAUGAAAACUUUCAAAACAGUUUUCACCAAUUUAUGAAACAAAAGGCAUGUAAAAUGUAUACUUACAUUAUGCAUGUUUGAGAUAAACAUGAUGUGUUUAAAUUUUAUGUCAGUUUAAUCUCAUUCAAAAAGUUUAUUACAUUAUUAAUUCAGAGCACCCAGUUAUAAACUCACUAAAUUCAUACAUGUCACUUUUUGAAAGCGUGAUCUUUAGUGGACAUCAUUUGGACUGAACUGGAAUACUACUAUAUUUUGUAAGUUCUUACCAAAAUUUUGUUCUUCAGACCUAGAGUGUCAGACAGAAUCAGCAUAUCUGUGCUGAUUCCGGUCAAGAGGGAGAACUGGGUGUUCUUAUGAUGCAUAUUGUCUUGAGGAACAUUAAAGCUUUAUUUUUUUGUCAUCCCAUCCUUUGCAUUCACAUUUAGAGUAUUUCUGAGCAUGUUCGAACUUAUAAGUUGAAUUUCAAAGGAAUUAAUAAGCCAAUAAAGCUCUUAAAUCUUUU